This is a messenger RNA of Nematostella vectensis (starlet sea anemone), 309 nucleotides long. Its product is annotated as histone H2A-beta, sperm-like. The coding region runs from base 1 to 309 and encodes 102 amino acids. Gene Ontology annotation, molecular function: protein heterodimerization activity; structural constituent of chromatin; DNA binding. The record is from RefSeq and is a predicted model, not a curated record. NCBI's taxonomy places the organism in Eukaryota, Metazoa, Cnidaria, Anthozoa, Actiniaria, Edwardsiidae. Gene Ontology annotation, cellular component: nucleosome. The transcript has a single exon.
AUGUCUGGCCGAGGCAAAGGUAAAGCUAAGGGCACCAAGUCCAAGACUCGCUCAUCCCGUGCCGGACUUCAGUUCCCCGUCGGCCGUAUCCAUCGUCACCUCCGUAAGGGCAACUACGCUGAGAGAGUAGGCGCCGGUGCACCUGUAUACCUUGCUGCAGUCCUAGAGUAUCUAAGUGCUGAGAUAUUGGAGCUUGCCGGUAACGCUGCUCGUGACAACAAGAAAACGAGGAUAAUCCCGCGUCACCUACAGCUUGCCGUGUACGCCCUGAAGCGCCAAGGGCGCACUCUGUACGGCUUCGGUGGCUAA